CUUUCUCCCGGGGCACUGGAGUGAGUAGGAGGGGCUGAGCCGUGCCGUGCCGCACGGCGCACCACUCAGUCACUCACCUCUGAGUGAAUUCCAUUUCCACCUUUCCACCCACAACUUGUCCCGGCUGCGUGUGGCUGCGCCCGGACCCGGUGAAGUGUUGUCAGAGAACAGAACGGAACCGCCAGCUGCUGUCGCGGGUUUGGGCGUCGAUGAUGUUUGAAUUGGCGUCUGCGGGAAGUGUCCACAGCUUUUUCUUUCCGUGCGCUUUUGGAGAGGAGGAACGGACAUGUGACUGACUGAGAACGCUCAUCUCCUAGGAGGCUGAAACAGCUGCUCCUGCUUAAUUUACCUGCAAACAGCGAAUCAACACACAGUGAUCGAGUCAAACCCGGACUUAUUGAUCAAUUGAUUCCUUUUGGGUUUUUUUUUUCCUUCCAUUUUCCCGCUUUUACCCUUGAAGAGGAAUCCAUGCGCCGGUAGCUUUUGAGGCAAAUAUGCCAGAAUGGGUCCUCUACUCUAUUUAUUCCUCUGUGGACUUCUAUGCAUCCGAACCGAAGCGUCUCGUCUUCGUCAGGAAGAUUCUCCUCCCCGCAUUGUUGAGCACCCUUCUGACCUCAUCGUAUCCAAAGGGGAACCCGCCACUCUCAACUGUAAAGCAGAAGGCCGUCCGAUCCCCUCGGUGGAAUGGUAUAAAGACGGGGAGCGCGUUGAGACGGACCGUGACAACCCCCGCUCCCACCGUAUGCUCCUCCCCAGUGGUUCCCUCUUCUUCUUACGCAUCGUCCACGGACGGCGGAGCAAACCAGAUGAUGGCAACUAUGUGUGUGUGGCCCGAAACUAUAUGGGAGAGGCUGUGAGCCGCAACGCUUCUCUGGAAGUAGCUUUAUUGCGUGAUGACUUCAGGCAAAACCCUCAGGAUGUGGUGGUGGCAGUUGGAGAGACAGCUACUUUUGAGUGUCAGCCCCCACGCGGGCACCCUGAACCUGUUACCUUUUGGAGAAAAGAUAAGACCCGCCUUGACCUCAGCGAUGACCGAAUCACGGUUCGUGGUGGAAAGCUGACUAUCUCAAAUACCAAGAAAAGUGAUUCUGGAAUUUUUGUGUGUGUGGCCUCCAACAUGGUUGGAGAACGAGAAAGUGAAAAAGCUCAACUGUCUGUCUUUGAAAAGCCAUCAUUUGUGCAACGGCCGGUCAACCAGGUGGUUUUAGUGGAUGAGAGUGUGGAGUUCAGGUGUCAGGUCCAUGGAGAUCCUCCACCUGUACUGCGAUGGAAAAAGGAGGACGUGGAUAUACCUCGUGGCAGGUAUGAGAUCAGAUAUGAAAAGGAGGACUUCCUGUUGAGAAUUAAGAAAGCAUCAGUCAGCGAUCAGGGAACGUUCACUUGCUCAGCAGAGAACCGUGUUGGCAAAACAGAAGCUUCUGCCUACUUGACUAUCAGAGCUCGCCCCGUUGAGGCACCUCAGUUUGUGGUGCGACCACGGGAUCAGAUCGUGGCUCAAGGACGAACAGCUACAUUUCCCUGUGAGACCAGAGGCAAACCACAGCCUACUGUCUUCUGGCAACGAGAAGGAAGCAAGGAUCUUCUAUUCCCCAAUCAGUCUGCCCAGGGGGACAGCCGAGUGUCUGUGUCUGUGAACGGCGAGCUGACUAUCUCAUCUGUACAACGCUCGGAUGCAGGGUAUUACAUCUGCCAAGCUCUGACUGUGGCAGGUAGUAUCAUGGCCAAGGCUCAGCUUGAGGUAGCAGACGCUUUGAAGGACCGCCCACCCCCUAUCAUUCGACAAGGUCCGUCCAACCAAACUCAGGCGCUAGGAGCUGUGUCCGUGUUCAGAUGUCAAGCUUCAGGGGAUCCAGAACCUACAGUUACCUGGAGAAAAAAUGGAGCAAACCUGCUCGGAAAGGACCCGCGCUUCUCCGUACUGGAGCACGGAAGUCUUCAGAUCCAAAAUUCUCGGCUGUCUGAUGCCGGGUUGUACACCUGCGUUGCCACCAGUUCCAGUGGGGAAACUUCAUGGAGUGCUUAUUUGGAUGUGAGAGACUCCAUGGACCCUAUAGACUUUGUAUUCCACAAUUCAACCACUCUCCCUGGGCCCCCCUCUAAGCCAGAGGUCACUAAUGUAACCAAGAGCAGCAUUUCAUUGUCAUGGGAACCAGGGCCAGAGGCGGGCUCCCCUGUGUCCUCCUAUGUCAUCGAGGCUUUCGGCCAAUCAGUGAGCAACAGCUGGCAAACCGUGGCUGACCACGUGAAGACCACCGAGUUCACAGUAACGGACCUUCGGCCCAAAACUGUAUACCUGUUCAUCAUCAGGGCGGUCAAUGCUCAAGGACUGGGUGACCCGAGCCCAAUGUCUGACCCUGUCCGCACUCAAGACAUUAGUCCCACAGGUCAGGGAGUGGACCAUCGUCGCGUGCAGAAGGAGUUGGGGGAUGUUGUUGUCACCAUGCAUAAUCCUGUAGUUCUCAGCUCCACUUCAGUGCAAGUCACAUGGGCUGUGGAGAAUCCAUCUCAGUUUAUUCAAGGCUACCGCGUGCUUUACCGACAAACAUCCGGGCUGCCCUCCCCGGGGCCUUGGCAGAUCCAAGACCUAAGGGUAGCCUCUGAGAGGGACAUAACUCUCUCUGAUCUAAAGAAAGGCAUCGUCUAUGAGAUUAAAGUGCGACCAUACUUCAACGAGUUCCAGGGUGCAGACAGUGAAUCUAUGACAACACGCACCAUGGAAGAAGCUCCCAGUGCGCCUCCGCAGCAAGUGACAGUGUUGACAGUGGGAAGCCACAACAGCACAUCCAUUAGCGUGUCGUGGGAUCCUCCCCCCCCUGAGCAACAAAACGGCAUCAUCCAGGAGUACAAGAUUUGGUGUCUGGCCAACGAUACCCGCUUUCACGUCAAUAAAUCUGUGGAUGCAACCAUCCGUUCAGUGGUAGUCGGGGGUUUGCAGACCGGGGUGCAUUACAGCGUGGAGGUGGCUGCGAGCACCAGCGCCGGGGUGGGGGCCAAGAGCAAACCCCAGCUCAUCAUUUUGGGUGCAGAACUGAAGGAUGUGAUGACCGGAUCAGAGAGCAACAAUAGCAUCUCAGACGUGGUGAAGCAGCCAGCCUUCAUCGCUGGUCUGGGAGGGGCCUGCUGGAUUGUUCUCAUGGGCUUCAGUGCCUGGCUGUACUGGAGGAGAAAAAAGAGGAAGGGACUAAGCAACUAUGCAGUUCAGUCCUUCACCUUCACUCGAGCAGUUACCUUCCAAAGAGAUAGAGGACUGAUCCGAAAUGGAAGCCGUCCGGGGCUGCUGAAAGCGGGCGAUCCAGGCCUCCCCUGGUUGGCGGACUCCUGGCCGUCAACAAGCCUCCCAGCAAACGGGGGCAUGGGGAGUCCGAAGGGCGGCAGCAACUUCGGACGAGGAGAUGUUUUACCGUCUGCAGCAGUGGAGAAAACGGGCACCAUGCUGUCUGAUGGUGCCAUCUACAGCAGUAUUGAUUUCAUGGGGAAGGGAGGCUACAGCAGUCCAGCGCGAGGCAGUCAGCCCACCCCCUACGCCACCACUCAGAUCCUGCAAUCCAACAGUUUCCACGAGCUGGCUGUGGAUAGGCCAGAUGCCCGCUGGAAGGCUUCUCUCCAAGCCCAGCAGGAAAUGGCAAACAUGGGCUACUCGCUUACCGACAGGCGCCCCGGUGGGGGCUCAAAGGUUGGGAAGAAGAAGAAAGUUAAGGGUGCAACAAAAACUACCAAAUCAAAUGGGACCUGCUGGGCUAACAUUCCCCUCCCUCCACCCCCAAUGCACCCUUUGCCAGGCACAGAGGUCAACCUUGACCGGUACCUUCAGGAAAACCAUACCGGAGGAUAUGACAACAACAGCUGGGCUCCGGCCAUGUCUGUGCACACCUACCACCACCAAAAUUUGGACAGCGAGGAAGACCGGGAGCGAGGUCCCACUCCUCCUUUGAGAGGAAAGUCCUCCUCACCAGCAGGAGCUUCCUUCAGCCAGCCGUCUGCCUCGUCUCUCAGCUCUGCACACCACGAGGAGAUGCAAUCCAUUUUGCAAGCCCACUUAGACGAGUUGACCAGAGCCUACCAGUACGAGGUGGCCAAACAGGCAUGGCAUUUAAAGAGCAGCCCCAGUGUGUCCGGCACUCCGAUCGACUUCAUGUCCAGUACGCUGGGCUCUGAUUUAGGAGCAACUCUCCUUUCCGAAGAGGAUGAAGAGGAGGAUGAGGAAAGAGAAGAUGACAGAUAUGCUGUUGUCUCAAAGAAUGUGUGUGGAUUUGACUACACUCCUGGUCACAGCAUGGACAGCCUAGAUGGUUCAGGAAAAACCACUUACUCAGAUGGUUUCGGUGCAGCGGAUCGAGCCGGACAGGGCACACACAGCCUUGGACACAAGAGGGCACCACUUACAGGCCACAAGCCUCAGACAGACAAGGUUGGCACACUUCCCAGACGAAGAGACACCAACACAGAUGCCCACACGACAGCCGUGAAGCCCCUGAACUCCAUGGGUUCCCACAUGCACAGCUCGUGGGCAACGGCAGCCUCUGACCAGUCUGAGGAGUGCAUGGUGACCGUGUCAACGCUAGAAAGGCAGCAUAUGGCUUCAUGGAGUGGCACGACAUCCUCCGGCAGGGCCACCAUGAACAUGGGCUCUCAGAAGAGACCUGGCACAGACUUCUCCCAUAACGGACAUCAUUCCACUCAUGGCACAGAAAAAAGGGAACACUAGUCCGGAUGAAGCAUCUUUACUUGCAGUCUGUCCGUGAAGACCCUGUUUUUUUAAGUGCUAUAAGAUUUUUUUUUUCUUCUCCUCCAGAAUGAUUCUGAAAAGGACAUAAAAUAAUGGAAGGCAGAAAUGUAUGGGAAAUGACCCCGCUGAGUUGUAAAUAUUAUGUACAGCCACAGAUACCAUGGUCACGGUGUUAUUAUUUUCAUCCCCCCUCUUCAAAAGAGCAAAGUGUAUGUUAUAUGUGCGCUCGUGUUUUCUGUCACAUGGUGUACAGCAGUUUGCACUGUGGAGAUGAAGACAAAAAGACUUGCUGAAAUGAAAAAAAAAAAGAAUUGUAAAUACAUUUUACUGUGAUUUUUUUAUUUUAUUUUUAUUUUUGCUUUGCUAUGCAAGCCAAACCCAAGUUGUCUCUUUUGUGAUUCAUGACUAUGAUUUAUGACAUUGAUUUAUGAAUUUCGAAAUGAUUUAUUUAUUUAUUGGUUUCUGCUCAAACUGUUAGCUUGUUUUGAUAAAGCUAGCCCAUUGUUGUA
Oryzias latipes (Japanese medaka) is the source of this 5235-nucleotide messenger RNA. Its product is annotated as roundabout homolog 2. Gene Ontology annotation, molecular function: protein binding. The record is from RefSeq and is a predicted model, not a curated record. Lineage: Eukaryota; Metazoa; Chordata; Actinopteri; Beloniformes; Adrianichthyidae.